AUGGGAUGUUUAGAAUUUUGGGUUGUAAAUAGUUUCUUAGCAGCACUUACAUUCGUAUGAUUAUAUAGUAGAAGUCUAGUUUGUACUAUUCUUGGUAAUUGAUACUUAAUACCCAUUAUAUCCAUAUGCUGUAGCAGGAGGUUAAUUAAGAGAUAAUUCUAAGAGUGCCACAGCUUGUAUUGUUGCUGCAGCUGUAAUAUAUUAAUUAUACUUAAGCUGUAUAUAUUCAUAGGAUUAGGACUUUUAUUAUGGUAGAAAAGUAGAGAACAUAGAAUUGAAAAAGAAAGAUAAUAUACAUCAUAGAGUAAAUAGUCAAGAACUAAUUUUGAUGAAAAAAUUCAAUCAUAACCUUCGUUUAAAGUCAAAGGACCAUAAUUAGAAUUAUGAUCUAAAUAUUAAUUUUAAUAACAAUGCC
This is a messenger RNA of Paramecium sonneborni, 415 nucleotides long. The record is from the annotation of a GenBank genome assembly. Lineage: Eukaryota; Ciliophora; Oligohymenophorea; Peniculida; Parameciidae.